AUGGAAGCAAUAAGAAAUCUUGAUCAGAAAAACUUCUUUAGUUUUACGGAAUUGCCACCCUCUCAAUGGGGUGAUUACUUCCUCCGUGUUUCGAUUACUGAUUUAGAUUUUGAUGUCCUUGAAAGAGAGAUUGAACUAUUAAAACCUAAAGUAAGAGAGAACAUAUUCAUCUUGUCAUCCAGUGACAAAGACGCAACCAAAAGGAAAAUUCUUUCAAUUCAUUUUCUGGAGAGUCUUGGUCUCUCAUAUCAUUUUGACAAGGAGAUUGAAGAUAGCCUGAAACAUGCUUUCGAGAAUAUAGAAGACUUGAUAGCUGAUGAAAAUGAUUUGUACAUAAUCUCAAUCAUGUUUCGGGUUUUCAGAACAUAUGGUCAUAAUAUGUUGUCUGAUGUUUUCAAUAGAUUCAAAGGUAGUGACGGUAAAUUCAAGGAAACUUUAAUACAAGACGUCAAGGGUAUGCUAAGCCUCUACGAGGCAGUGCACUUUGGGACAACGACAGAUCAUAUAUUUGAUGAAGCAUCUAGCUUCACAUUGAACAACUUGGAGCCACUGGCUACAGGUCGCAGAUCGUGCCCACCACAUAUAUCAAAGCUUAUUCGAAAUGCUCUUCACAUACCUCAGCACCGGAACAUCCAAGCUCUGGUUGCAAGGGAGUAUAUCUCGUUCUAUGAACACGAAGAGGACCAUGACGAUACACUGCUCAAGCUAGCCAAGCUCAAUUUCAAGUUCUUGCAGCUUCAUUACUUCCAAGAAUUAAAAACCAUCACAAUGUGGUGGAGAGAAUUAGAUCACACAUUAAACUUUCCACUUAGCUUCAGAGAAAGAACUGUAGAGGCUUGGUUUUCAGCAUUGACGAUGUACUUCGAGCCACAAUUUUCAGUUGGGAGAACUUUGUCGGCUAAGUUGUACUUAGUACUCACAUUUCUAGACGACGCUUGCGAUAUUUAUGGUUCAGUUCCUGAAGUAGAAAGCCUGGUCAAUUGUCUGGAAAGAUGGGAUCCUGAUUAUAUGGAAAAUCUUCAAGAUCACAUGAAGACUGCCUUCAAAAUUGUGAUGUAUGUUUUUAAAGAGCAUGAAGAAAUAUUGAGGUCACAAGGAAGAUUAUUUGCGUUGGAGAAAAUGAUAGAAGAGUUCAAGAUAGUUGCGAGGAAAAACCUCGAACUUCUCAAAUGGUCACGGGGAGGUCAUGAUCCUAGCUUUGAUGAGUAUAUAGAGUCUGGUGGCGCCGAGGUUGCUACAUAUGCAACUAUAGCAUCUUCAAUUUUGGGACUUGGAGAGAUUGGUAGCAAGGAAGCUUUUGAGUGGCUUAUAUCUAGACCAAAGCUCGUUCGAACUUUAGGUGCACAGACCCGUCUCUUGGAUGACAUAGCCGACUAUGAGGAUGAUAUGGAAAAAGGUUAUAUUGCAAAUGCACUCAACUAUUACAUGAAAGAACAUGGACUUACAAAAGACGAAGCCAGUAGAGAACUUGAAAAGAUGAAUGAAGAUAUGAACAAGAUUAUAAACGAGGAGUGCUUGCAACUAACCACAAUGCCACGCCGAGUUCUUAUGCAAUACGUCAAUUUUAGACGCUUAUUGGAUGUCCUCUAUACCAAUGAUGAUGUCUACAACCACCGUGAAGGAAAGCUGAAGGAAUAUAUAAGCCUUUUACUCGUAGAUCCCAUUCUUCUUUAG
Capsella rubella is the source of this 1674-nucleotide messenger RNA. RefSeq names its product alpha-barbatene synthase. Bases 1 to 1674 code for a protein of 557 amino acids. Gene Ontology annotation, molecular function: magnesium ion binding; terpene synthase activity. Lineage: Eukaryota; Viridiplantae; Streptophyta; Magnoliopsida; Brassicales; Brassicaceae. The record is from RefSeq and is a predicted model, not a curated record. The transcript has 7 exons. Gene Ontology annotation, biological process: diterpenoid biosynthetic process.